GGUCACCCUGUUUUCAGUAAAACGGCCCCAUCUGCUACGCCUUUCUUUUGUCAUGUCAUCUAGUACCUGGGAAACUGUCGCUGCCGACAAGAGGGCACGGCUGGAGAAGUCCAUCCCAGACGAAUGGAGAAUCAAGUCUCGCCCAAUAGAAGGCCCAGCUAUUGACUUGCCUGAUCGACUUGGAAUUCUGUCCUCCGCUGAGCUGAAAAUUACAAAUUCGUCAGCGACAGAGCUUGUUGCUCAACUAUGCGAUGGCACACUGAAGGCUGUUGAUGUGACACUGGCAUUCUGCAAAAGAGCUGCACUGGCACAACAACUUACCAAUUGUACGCAUGAUUUCUUCCCAGAGCUAGCAUUAGCGCAAGCCAGAGACCUUGACGCAUACUUCGAGAGAAACAAAAAACCGGUUGGUCCGUUACAUGGAUUGCCAAUCUCGUUGAAGGACCAAUUGCGGGUAAAGGGAACAGAGACAUUUAUGGCAUAUAUUUCUUGGUUAAAUAAACCCGACACAAGCGAUUCAGUGUUAGUGACCCUCUUGAGAAAGGCGGGCGCAGUGUUCUACGUCAAGACGAGUGUUCCACAAACUCUGAUGGUUUGCGAAGCUGUCAAUAAUGUUAUUGGGCGAACUAUAAACCCAAGGAAUCCCAAUUUGUCCUGUGGCGGUAGCUCUGGGGGUGAAGGCGCCAUGCUGGGGAUGCGUGGAAGCCUUAUUGGGGUGGGGACUGAUAUUGGUGGAUCUAUUCGCGUUCCAUCUGCCUUCAACUUUCUAUACGGGAUCCGUCCAAGUCACGGCCGCCUACCAUACGCUGGCAUGAAGAACAGCAUGGAGGGCCAAGAAACAGUGCACAGUGUCGUCGGGCCAAUGGCACACUCCGCCGAGGAUGUCAGGCUAUUCCUCCAAUCUGUUCUUGAACAAGAACCCUGGAAAUAUGAUUCAAAAGUCGUACCACUGCCUUGGAGAAGAAACGAGGAGAAUGCCAUUAACGCCAAAAUCGAGGCGAAGGGCUUGAACAUAGCUUUCUAUGACUUUGAUGGUGUUGUACUCCCGCACCCUCCUAUCACUCGUGGAGUGGAGAUUGUCCGCUCGGCGCUCGAAAGAGACGGACAUUCCGUAUCACCUUGGACUCCCUACAAACAUAGCUUUGGGGUUGAUCUAAUUAAUAAAAUUUACGCAGCAGAUGGCAGCACCGAUGUAUACAAGCACAUCAACGCAUCUGGAGAGCCAGCUAUUCCCAAUAUCAAAGACCUCCUGAAUCCUAACCUACCGAAGGCAGAUGUGAAUGAGGUCUGGGACAAGCAAUUGCAGAAGUGGAAUUAUCAGUGCGAGUACCUAGACAAAUGGCGCGAGUGGGAAGAGCGCACGGGUAAAGAACUUGAUGCCAUCAUCGCCCCCGUCGCACCCACAGCAGCUGUCCGGCACAACAAAUUCCGGUACUACGGAUAUGCAUCUAUUUUCAACCUCUUGGACCUCACAAGUGUUGUUGUCCCAGUCACAUUCGCAGACAAAGCGGUUGAUCACGCACUUGUCGAUUAUCAACCGGUAAAUGAUAUUGACAAGGAUGUUCAUGCGGAGUACAACCCCGAGGUCUAUCAUGGCGCACCGGUUGCCGUUCAGAUUAUCGGAAGGCGUCUUAGUGAGGAACGUACACUGGCGAUUGCGGAACAUAUUGGAAAGCUAUUGGGUCACUAAGCGUGUCUAUAUCCUUAUACAGGAGCUUGGUCUUUUGAUGCUUGCAAGUGUAUGAUCCGUUCUUCAUAAGGUAGCAAGCUCAUACCUCUAGAUCUCUUACAUCUACAAGGGGACUAGUCUACAACCAAUUUACAUGUUGCGAAUAAUGCAACGUCAUUCAUUUGCUGUCCCCUUGUAAGGUGAAUAUCAAUUAUUGAGGAUCUACGGACGGACAGCACUCUGCCGCAAAGCCCCACCACUCACGUCUCAUAUGACCUGUCCAUUGUGUAUCAAAGCUAUUACAGACAAUUCAGGAAGAGAUCAUAUCUCCUGACGUCAGGCAAUACAAUGACUAAUAAGUAUUAUGUGACCAUCAGAUGCUCCAGGGCGGGUGCGGGCGGCAA
This is a messenger RNA of Aspergillus alliaceus, 2073 nucleotides long. RefSeq names its product amidase. The record is from RefSeq and is a predicted model, not a curated record. NCBI's taxonomy places the organism in Eukaryota, Fungi, Ascomycota, Eurotiomycetes, Eurotiales, Aspergillaceae. Bases 53 to 1690 code for a protein of 545 amino acids. The transcript is spliced from 7 exons.